CAGAUUUUCUCCGGGUUGGUGGGUGUGUUAGAUCGGCCAUCAGUUGCAUGGAAUAGUAAACAGCAUCUCCGAAACUGGGAUAACGAAAAAUAACGCUGCUGUUCUCUUGCGCGUUGUGUUUUUUGUUCAUUGGACGUUUCAGAGUCCGGUGGUAAAUAAUAGUAUGAUAAAAGUAAGAAGAGGUCUCCCUGCACCGAUCCCAUCGCGUUAUUAACACGUUUAAUGGUUGCUGUACGGGAUUGCUUUGCGUUUAAACCGCUUAACAACUGAAGUCCUGAUCAGGAUUUGCUCUUCUUCAAUGAGGAACUACAGGCUCAUCUUCUGCCACAACCUGAAGCAGCCUUAGAUGAGCACAGAAUGUCUAUUCACUGAGAGUGACUGGAGUAGACAAGCUGUACAUUUGGGUGUCUGUGUGCUCAAAGAAGGAAACAGCCGUGCUGUGGAAGCUAUGAGGAAGAGCCUCUCCCCUGCCCUCAGCACCUGCGACUCCCUCAGCACGGCCAGGGUAUUUGGGGUUCCCCUCGAGGAGCUACAGCAGGACGGGCAGCCUGGACAGGAGGUCCCCGUCCUGGUCAAACGCAUCGUCGAGUACAUCGAAGAGCACGGGGGCUUGGACCUGGAGGGCCUGUUCCUGGUGAAUGGGAAUGCGGAGCGAGUGGAGUGGCUGCGGCAGCGCUAUGAGAGCGGGGAGGAGGUCGAUCUGGAGAAGGAGGCGGACCUUGCCUCUGCCGUCAGUCUGCUCAGACUGUUCCUUCAGGAGCUCCCCGAGCCCGUCAUCCCAGCCGCCCUGCAGGCCCACAUUCUGCAGCUGUAUCAAGACUUCAGCACGGAGGAGGAGCAGUCCAGAAACAUGAAGUACUUCCUGCAGCAGCUCCCGCAGGCCAACUACAGCCUGCUGCGUUUCCUGUGUCGCUUCCUGUGCAGCGUGGCGUCGCUGCAGGAGGAGAGCUGGAGCGCGGGCGCCCUCGCCGCUGUCUUCGGGCCCGACGUCUUCCACAUCGAUACAGAAGUGGAGGACCUGAAGGAACAGGAAUCAGUAGGCAGGAUCUUGGCUGACUUGCUGGAGAACCAGGAGGACUUGUUUGAUUGUGAAGAGGAGGAUUUCUUCACUACCAAUGACUACAGCUCCGUCACGGGACAAAUCACAGAGCUGCUGGAUGAUGAGAAGCUGGAGCAGUGUGAGGAUCUGCCCCGGGACAGUGAGGACAGCCCAGAGCAAUCCCAGAACGAGGACCCCGCCUCGUCCAGUUCUCACAUCACUCCCAUCAAUGUUUUGCCAGCUUCUGCUGACAUCAUCGAGAGGACGAUCCGCGCUGUGGUGGAGCAGCAUCUCUUUGACCUGCAGAGCAGCAUCGAGCAGGAGAUCCGCAGCUAUGAGAGGCAGGGAGUCGAGGGGCUUGGGCAGGGGGAGGCUGGCACUGGACUAGUGGAGCGAGAUGAGGACAGCUCCCAGUCUGGGCUUGUAGAAACACAGCCUAAAGACUAUCCAGAAGAGAGGGGGGAGGAGGAGGAGGAGGAGGAGGAAAGCAGGCAGGAUGUGGAGAGCGCUGCCCUGCUGGAAUACUCUGGCAGUGACGCUGAAGCACUGGUGAAAGCUGAAAACAACAUCAACACAGCCAGACAGGAAGACUGUCGGGUGUCUGAGAACGACCACGAAACUGAACUCGUCACCUGUAAGUCUGGUGGCGAAGAGUAUGAUGUGAACGCCAACUCUGAGUCGACAGACCGUCCCGGCCAGCCAGGACCAGCCCCCCACCUCGACCUGCACAGAGUGUUCCAAGGGCUGGAAGCACCAUGUCCAUUCACUUUCCCCCUCAUUGACUUCAAAUCAAUGCACCUGCAGAAGGACGGGGAAGACCCCGUCCCUGCGUUCAAGUCCUGGCAGGAGGACUGUGAGUCUGGGGAGGCUCAGCUCUCCCCGCUGGCCGGCCGCAUGGUCCACCACCCCCUGGAAGAAGAGUCCCAGCUCCUGCUCGCCCGCCGCUUCCUGGACUUCGGACACAGCCAGCGCUUCCUGCAGACCCACGACUCCUCCUCCUCCCCUCCCAUGAAAGCACCUUCCUUCAGGAGGCCUCGCCGAGCCUCCUUCAGCUCCAGAGAGGCUGGGAAGGGGGAUGCCGUCCCCAUCCAGCUCACCAAGAAACUGCAGAACCUCAAGAAGAAGAUCAAGCAGUUUGAGGAGCAGUUUGAGAAGGAGAGGAACUACAAGCCCUCGCACAGUGAUAAGGCAGCUAAUGCAAAGGUUUUGAAAUGGAUGACGGAGCUCACAAAACUUCGCAAGCAAAUCAAAGACACUAAGCGCAAGUCCUCGGACGGAGAGUUUCCUCCCCAGCCCCUGCCGCAGAGCAACACCCUCCCAAAGAGCUUCGGCUCCACGCUGGACCAUGGGGAGUCGGAGGGGGCAGCGCAUGGGCGGCCCAGCCCAGAAUCCACAGUGGAUCUCAUCCUGCGCAGGCUCCGGGACAAGAGGGAGGAGGCGAACUGGCCAGAGGACAUGAAGAAAAUGACAAAGGAAAACCUGCUCUGUGAGAAGACAGCUCUGCAGAAGAACCUGCUGUACUACGAGAGCAUCCACGGGCGCCCGGUCACCCGCGAGGAGAGGCAGAUUGUGAAGCCUCUUUAUGAGAGAUACCGGCUAGUGAAGCAGAUGCUGACCCGAGCUAGCAUCACAACCCUAAUCGGCUCUCCAUCAUCCAAGAGGCGUGGACAGAUGUUGCAGCCAAUCAUUGAGGGGGUAACUGCCCAUUUCUGUGAUGAAAUCAAUGAGGAGGACGAGGAAGAGGAGGAGGAGGAAGGGGUCAGUGAGGACACAGUGGUCACAGUCAUGCUGGACCCAGCCAGCCUCCCCCACUCCUUCCAGGCUCACCUGGACAGAGAGAAGAUGGACCCCAAGCUGGAGGAGAGCUCGGGCAGGCUGGCCCACGACCUCUGCAUGUCUAACACCAACACUACAUCCAUGCCGGAGCUCCUGGAGCAACUGUGGAAGGCGAGGGCUGACAAGAAGAAGCUUCGGAAGAGCCUCAGAGACUUCGAGGACGACUUCUAUCAGCAGAACGGCAGGAAUGUGCAGAAGGAAGAUCGCUCUCCGAUGUGGGAGGAGUACAAGGAAUACAAGCGGAUCAAAGCCAAACUCAGACUGCUGGAGGUUUUAAUCAGCAAGCAGGAUUCUUCCAAAUCCAUUUAACCCCCUUGGGGUACAUGUGUCCUGCACCACUCUCUCCACACAGCCACUGACUGUCACACUGGAGCCAGCCUGGCCUGAGGAGGAGUGGCAUGGAAUAGCAAAGCUUCCCCACUCUGCCCGAUGUGUGGAGAUCUCCUUCUCGUUUUUUCUAAAGACCCUUCUCAGUUUUUUUUCUGCAUCCUGUUUCAACAAUAAAGGACUGUUAACGUUAAGAGCCAAAAGGGGAACUUUUUUUUUCUUUUUUUUAACGGAGCUUGUUUUGAAUUUUUUUCUCCAUUAUUUUAAAUGACACUUUCAUGUUAACUGUAGUUAAUUUCUAACACUUUACAGUGUGCACACAGGAGUGCUGGGGUUUUUGUACACAACGCCAGACAACAGGCUGCAUCGCUCCUGACAAUCGAACCUGUGUGGAAACACUUGAGAGCUUCACUUCUGGAAUCAAAUCCUGGGAAUCUUUCAACUGACCAUAAAAAAAAAAAAAAAAAAAAAAUUAAAGACCUGGAGACAUGAUUUCAAAACCCUGGAUCAACACUUUUGUGUGUGUGUAUAUAUUACAUUUUUAACUUGCCUAGUAACACGGUUUGCUACUGAUCAGUUUUGCACACAGGAGGAUUUUUGGUGUUGUUUUUCUCUGAACUAAAGAGGUUUUGUGUUCCCGAGAGAGCAACAAGGACAGUGGAUUCUGUGUGUGUCCAGCAACAAUGACAGUGAAUUCUGUGUGUGUCCAGCAACAAUGACAGUGGAUUCUGUGUGUGUCCAGCAACAAUGACAGUGGAUUCUGUGUGUGUCCAGCAACAAGCACAGUGGAUUCAGUGUGUCUCUGUGCACUGCUGGCUGUUUCCAGGACUUACUCCAGUCUGUAAUGAUGGGACUUUUUUUGAAGGAAUA
Molecule: messenger RNA, 4072 nt
Organism: Polyodon spathula (Mississippi paddlefish)
Lineage: Eukaryota; Metazoa; Chordata; Actinopteri; Acipenseriformes; Polyodontidae
Product: protein FAM13B-like
Exons: 24
Coding region: 347-3184 (945 amino acids)
Biological process (GO): signal transduction
Source: RefSeq, a predicted model, not a curated record